Penicillium salamii is the source of this 1143-nucleotide messenger RNA. The record is from the annotation of a GenBank genome assembly. Lineage: Eukaryota; Fungi; Ascomycota; Eurotiomycetes; Eurotiales; Aspergillaceae.
AUGGCCCCUCUCAUCCGUGUUAUCGGCUCCCUCAAUGCCGACAUGGUCUCCAUUACACCCAGAUUCCCGAAUCCAGGCGAAACGAUCACCUCCUCAUCCUACUUCACCAGCGCAGGCGGCAAGGGCGCAAACCAAGCCGUCGCAUGUGGGCGGAUGUCCAGAUCCAAACCAAAGGGCGAUGCUAGUUCCAAUAGCAACGUACAUGUUGAGAUGAUGGGCGCGGUAGGGGCAUUGGAUGGACACUUUCCUGCCUUGUUGAAACCGACACUUGAGCGAUCGGGUGUUGAUGUGUCACGGGUCAAGAUUGUGGACAAUGCCUACACGGGAGUAGCAGUGAUUAUUGUUGACUCGUCUGCUGGUGGAGAGAAUCGAAUUGUCUUCUCGCCUGGUGCGAACUACGAUGGUAUGCAGCCGACACCAGAGGUGCUGGGUAUGGCUCUGGCGGCGCCUAUGCCGGACGUUAUUGUCAUGCAGGGCGAGAUCCCGGUCGAUACUAUCAUCGGUACAUUGCGAGAGAUUGCAGCGCACAAGAAGAAGAGCCGCGGUGCUGGAAAACGCGGCAUUGAGUGCGGUCCGGAUGUCAUGCUGAACCCGGCACCUGCCCCGCCUGACGGUCUGCCGGAGGAGGUGUAUGCCGGUGUUGAUCAUUUGAUUCUAAAUGAGACGGAGGCCGGACUCAUGACGCCGCCUACGGAACAGUUACUCCGCACAGUACCCGAAGCAGGAACCCUAGACGGGAAGGAGAAGGUUGCUCGAUACUUCCACAAGCUCGGUGUGACGUAUAUACUUAUCACACUGGGAGCCAAGGGUGUUUGGUACAGCGCUGCAGAUGGGGGCUCAUCCGGGCCCAGCGAUGGAGUGCGUCGAUUUACUAUUGAGCUCCCAGCCGCGCCUGUCUCACGGGUCCUGGAUACCACUGCCGCGGGUGACACAUUCGUUGGAGGGUAUGCUGUAAAUGUUGCGCGGUGGCGGGAGCAGCGUCGCGCGCAGGGCCAGGCUGGGCAAGACGUCACGGAUUCGGAGAAACCGGACCGAUACAAGACGAUUAUGGAUGAAGCGAUGCAUCGGGCUGUGCGUGCUUCUGCUCGGACUGUGGAACGUCAGGGUGCGAUGGACAGCAUUCCUUUCGAGGAUGAGUUCUAG